This is a messenger RNA of Manihot esculenta (cassava), 1801 nucleotides long. Its product is annotated as transcription termination factor MTEF18, mitochondrial. The transcript has a single exon. Gene Ontology annotation, molecular function: double-stranded DNA binding. Bases 27 to 1673 code for a protein of 548 amino acids. NCBI's taxonomy places the organism in Eukaryota, Viridiplantae, Streptophyta, Magnoliopsida, Malpighiales, Euphorbiaceae. The record is from RefSeq and is a predicted model, not a curated record. Gene Ontology annotation, cellular component: chloroplast. Gene Ontology annotation, biological process: regulation of DNA-templated transcription; chloroplast organization.
UUCUCUUCUAAAACCCUAAAUUGGCCAUGCCAUUCUCGAAAUCUCUCAACGCAGUGCUGUGCCGCUACUUCAGCUCUCUUCCAAGGCAACCAAGCUUCUCAAAAAUUCCCUCAAAGUCCAGGCCUCAAGCAAUCCGUGAAGCUCAGCAAGCUCUCACAGACUACCUACACUCCACGAGGUCACUGCCGUUCGCCUACGCGGAACACAUUAGCAAGUACUCCCUCGUCUCUCUUUCCAAUCUCAUUGCCAACAUUGACUUCUCGGUCUCUGAUUUCUCCAGAUCCGUGAGAAAAUUCCUCAGGUAUCAUCCCAUCAACGAAUUCGAGUUCUUUUAUGAGAGCAUCGGCAUCGAUUACAAUGAGGUUCGCGGGCUCUUGCCCACCAAAAAGUUUUUCUUUUCUGAAGAUGGUAGUGUGUUAAGUGCAGCUUGUGCGCUCGCUGGAUUUGGGUUUCCAUGGAACAAGUUAGGCAUUUUGUACAAGGAGGAGAGUUCUAUUUUUAGUAGGGGUUCGGAGGAGCUAUCCUCUAGGCUUCAUGGGUUUAAGAAACAUGGAUUUAGUAAUAUUUCAGUGAUUGGUAUUUGUAUGGCUUUUCCUUACGUGUUGAGUGGCGAAUGGUUGGAGGAAAUUGAUGCUUUAUUUGAUGAUAUGAAAAAGUUCUUUAUAGACUUUGGCUUGGGGAGUUGUAUUGAAGGAAAUGUGGAUGCUUGGUAUGAGAUUUGUAUGAAAAUUCGAGUAUUCUAUGAUUUGGGUUUUGAGAAGGGAAAGCUAGGGGAUAUGGUAGGUAAGAGUAAAAGCAUUUUUGUCGAUUAUCCAGUGAAUGUCUUUGUCCAAAAGGCUAAGUUCUUUUGUAGAUUUGGUGUUAGAAAUGAAGAUGUUGGUUUGUUGCUACUUCAAAGACCGGAAAUUUGGAAUUAUGAUAUGGAGAAGCCCUUGAUUUCAGUUAAAGGAUUCCUUAAACAUUUUGGGUUUAGUGACGCAGAGUUGAUAGCUAUUGCCCACAAGUACUCGCAUGUAUUAGGCAGAAAUAAAAUUUCAAAUUUACCUCACGUGAUGAGAGCUAUGGAUUUGCAAGUGUGGUUUUUCAAUAAAAUCAAGGAUGGAGAUCAUCACUUAAUAGCUAGCUAUGCUAUGAGGGAACCUGAUGAAGAUUUGGAUAAAGAAUUUGAUGAUUGCUUGGAGAGGAUCCGACAUUCGAGAACUCCUACUCAUACGAUGUACAAAGUGAAUUUUGUGCUUGGAAUUGGUUUUGGAGAAAAUGCUUUAACCGCCAAGGUCUUAGACCAUUUGCAUGGUACUAGUAGUGAACUGCAGGAGCGAUUUGAUUGCCUUUUACGUUUGGGAAUUCCUUUUUCAGAUCUCUGUAUGAUGAUAAGAAUGAUGCCAAAGAUCUUAAACCAAAAGCCAGAAAUACUAGAACAGAAAGUGAACUUCCUCUGCCAGGAUAUAGGAUCCUCAUUGGGGGAACUGAAUAUUUUUCCAGCAUACCUGUGUUUUAAUUUGGAGAACCGAAUUAAACCCAGAUAUAGAUUCCAUAUGUGGCUUACAGAUAGGGGUGCUCAAAAGUACUCCAUUGCAAGUAUUGUUGCGACCAGUGAAAAGAACUUCAUAGCUCGCAUUUAUGGAAUCCACCCGGCUGCUCUGAAACAUUGGUUUGAGUGUUUCUCAUGCUAAACACCAGCUGAUGAAUGGAAAAGGCAGUGAUUUAGUCUCUGCAGCUUGUUGGCACUUCGGUGUAGAUGGGGAUUUUGUUUGUGACAAUUUUGGAAUCUGUAUAUAGAAAUUCAUCAUUUUAACCUUCC